Betta splendens (Siamese fighting fish) is the source of this 5399-nucleotide messenger RNA. RefSeq names its product TNF superfamily member 10, like (gene tnfsf10l). Gene Ontology annotation, molecular function: tumor necrosis factor receptor binding. Gene Ontology annotation, cellular component: membrane. NCBI's taxonomy places the organism in Eukaryota, Metazoa, Chordata, Actinopteri, Anabantiformes, Osphronemidae. The transcript has 7 exons. Bases 479 to 1477 code for a protein of 332 amino acids. Gene Ontology annotation, biological process: immune response. The record is from RefSeq and is a predicted model, not a curated record.
UGACCUUUAAUGGGUCUGAGCCUCAUCCACAAACACAAACUACGAGCUCUCUCUUUCUAAACCAAGGGCCCGCUAUGAUCUGAGGGCACGAAAUGGGACGAACUGAUUAGUGGACGAAAACCGAAAGAGGAGCCGCAGGAGGAGGAAGAGGCAGAGCCUUCCUGCAGCUCCAGGGUGAUGAAGAGGUUAACCCUGCCCCUCUUCAGUCCGCCGCUGCCUCCUCCGGUCCCACUCCACGCAGCAGCCGAGCGCCGAGCAGACAUGGACACGUCCGAACUUUAACUCUCCUCCCUCGCGCUCGCUCGCUCGCUCGCUCGCUCGCUCUCUCUCUCUCUCCCCCCCCCGCUGCGCUCCCACUGGAAACCUGCGGACGCAUGGAGAUCUAAUUGCCGCAGCUCGUCGGUGAAGUCCGCGGAGGCCGUUGUUGUUUCGCGGCUCCCCUCCGGUUCGCGUGGUCCACUCAUGCGUCGGGAACGCCAUGGCCACUCCGAGCGCACAGCAGCAGCACCAGCACCAGCAGCAGCAGCACCAGGAUUAUUUCAGAUCGGUCAGCAGCGAGUCCACCACCUACAUGAUGGUUCCGGCCGGCGGGCCGAGCGGGACGCGGCGCAAGGAGGCGCCGUCCAAGAUGUGGGUGGCGAUGGUGGUGAUCGUGGUGGUCGUCCUGCAGAUUGCCUCCACCACGGGGCUCUUUGUCUACCUGAACAUGUCCAUAUCGGAGGUGCGUAGCCAGGGGGUGACGGAGGAGCUGAAGUGCCUAAGCUUGCUGAACGCCUUGGACAAGGACCGGGACAUCCCUGACCAGCUGGCCCAGCUCUUCGGGGAGCCGUGCAUCAAACUGGCCGAAGGCAUCAAAGCCUACAUCUCCAAGGUGACCGAGAACAUCAUCUCCAAACAAACCUUCAUUGAGGCGAGAACCAUGCCUCGAUCCUUCAACAACUCAGGGUCAAAGUUCAUAACCUCGGUGGUCCAGAGGCCGUCUGCUCACUUGACCCUCAGAGACAGUGGUUCUCAAGGCUUCCCUCCCUACCCGAUCCCCAAUCCAGAUCUCCACCAGUCCUGUCGCCAUAUGGUUCGCACUUGGGCCAAUCAGAGCUUUGGGGCUCACCUGCACAACAUGACCCUGUCCAAUGGGAAGCUCCGAGUGCCUCAGGAUGGGCGGUACUACCUGUACUCACAGGUAUAUUUCCGUUAUCCGUCCCCUGCAGCUAACGAUGGAGACCAGCACAGCAUCAGCCACCAGCUGGUGCAGUGUGUCUAUAAGAAAACAUCCUACCCAGAUCCCAUACAGCUCCUGAAGGGGGUGGGCACCAAGUGCUGGGCUCCAGAUGCCGAGUAUGCCCUCCACUCCGUCUACCAGGGAGGACUGUUCGAGCUGAGGGCCGGCGAUGAGCUCUUUGUCUCAGUUUCCUCACCGAGCAUGGUCAACGCUGAUGAUUCUUCCAGCUACUUUGGCGCUUUCCGCUUGGACCUCUAAAAGGAAGGGAUGGAGAAAAAAGACAAAUAAAAGAUGGAUGGAACCGUGAGGACCACAGACUUUAUUUGGAGGCCUUUUAAAUGUCCAUUGAUUGGGAAAAGGGUCAUUUGGGCACAUGGGUGAAAACUGUCCUGGAAUUUGGAUUCUCAAUGUUUGCUUGGACAAAUGCAGUGAAUGAUGUAAGGAUUACAGGGUUUGUGCAAGAUAUAUCCAGAGAUACAGGUUCCUGAUGGGUCAAAUCACCCUAAAAAUUAGGCCACUCUGUUGUUAAUCCCAGAUUAACACGCCAUUGACUUUUGUAUGAAGCAACUGGACCUUGAUAUGGAUUCCAGACUGAAGAACUGAACAUGUGAGGAAGGGCUGUGAAAUGGUAGCAGAAGCAAAUGAUCAAACCAAAGUGAAAAUUUGUGGAAUAUACAUUUUUUUAUAAAGAGCUCCAUUGGAGGUUUGUCUAUAUGAAUGGCUGCAAAUGAGAUUUAGAUGAUAAACUGUGUUGAUUUUUAAGAUCAUUUUUAUCUUGACUGGACCUAAAACCACUUUGCUGUGGAUCAACCUGCAAAACUAUAACUGUGGAUUUUAUGUGAAGACAUUUUUAGAGGAAGAUAAUGAUGGACUCAUUGUGCUGGAUACUUCACAGUAAUAAACCUGCGGGAGGCAAAACUGUACGAUUUAAACAAAGAGGUCUGCAAAGAAAGGAGGAAUUGGAACAAGGAGGAAAGAGGGAGACAUCUUGAAAGGAGCAAUGAGUAUGAGCCAAGCAGAGAAAGACACAGAUAAGAAGAGAGAGAAAGAGGCUUAUGCUGGUAUGCAGCUCUGUUGUGCCGCUCGCUCACUUUGCAUCAAGUGCUUUCUCUUUUUUUUCAUGUACAGAAUUGAAUGCAUCUUGUUUUUCUUGUCUAACAUGUGAAGCUUCAUUUGGUUUUAUUCUAAGAAUCAAACAAACAACCGGUAAAUAAGAGAUGUGUGGGAACAAGAUGGCACGAGACCAGUCAGGCCACAAAGUGUGGUGGUUUUCAGGUCAAAGGACAGCUAGUUGGUCAAUCAUCCAUGUUAAACUGGGCUACGUGUAGUUGAAAAUGCUGUAUACAAACUUUAUAAAAGGUGAAACACGAACAGUAGUUAUGAGAUAUUUAAUGUUGCAAUAUAGCAAAAUAGUUUGAAUAAUUUUACCACAAGGCCUUUAACAUUUUAACUCAGACAUGACUUGUCUUGGAAAGCACAAAAAAACAAACAUCUGGACGGUGCUAAUCAGAUGUGUUUUAACAUUUAGGUAAUUAUGAGGUGGCCACAUAAAGGUUAAUUGGCAAGGAGAACACAGGAUCUAUGCACAAGACACACUCAUGAUGCAAAUAUGGAACGAAGGCGUUCGUGUAACAAAACUUAAAAGACUUGUGAGGAGCAAGAAGGAGAGGGUUAAGCCAUUAAUGCACAACCUCUGGCGCAUACAUAUGCACAUAUAGGAGACAGGCUCUCCAGACACACACAUCAUCCAGAGUCAUGUCCAGAGCAGGCAGACUCGUUUAUCGGCGCUGCCCAGACUCCCUGCCUUAUCUGCUAGUUGUCAGGGAUAAGUGGAAGGCCUGCAGGGAGCGUGUGCUCGUGUGUGUGUGCACCCACGGGGUGCACGUUCUUUCACAAAGCUUCACACGGACAACGCAGACAGUAUCAACAUGGCAACAAAGUGAGGAAAGAGAACAUCCCUGGAAGCCUGGUAAUAUAGAGGUCAAGCUACCACACACAAAAUGUGUCGCUACACAUGUUCAAAGUCGGGGCGCAGGAUAGCGUGAACCACACACAACGCUAGGGCGGCCUGAAAACACCAGCAGCUUAUCAGAGGUUUACAGUAACAUUGGUGGAAAAAGCAAGGUAAUGUUUCUCAAAGGUGCAAAAAAGUUAUCUAAAGUAAAACAAGCCAAAUAUUUUUUUUACAGAUUUUUUUUUAGAUAAAUUAAUUGUAUACGUCAUUUUUAAAUGUACCUGACCUCUGAUCCCCACAGGGGAACCACUAGUACCCUGGUGUAUGAACACUUCAGAUUUCGACAAAAAAGUUCAUUUCUUGCAGGAAGCGCAUCUCACGGCUCCCGCUGGCUGGUUAACGGAGCUGCUGCAGUUUAGAUGUUUUCCAUUUGUACCCUGCAGAGCGAGCGCUCAUCUCUUGACAUAACACUGUGUGUUAGAUAAUAAAUCUAUGGGUGUACAUGCUGCUUUAGUGCCAUGCUCUGUUUACACUCUGAAACAUUAAAACCACAAGUGUCCUUCUUCUGCCGGCUCAAAUCACUUCAGUAAGCGAUGACAUCUAAUCAAAAGUGUUGUGUGAAAUAACUACUAAACAUAAUUAAAGGGUUGUCAGAAUAUGUAUAGCAGCUAUAUUGGAUGCACCAGCAUAACAUUUAGCAAUAUAAAUAUCAGAUGGGUUGGAAUACAGAACAUUCGCAACAGAAAUGGCCUCUCUCUCUGUUCUGGCUGCAUUCGAGUAUCAAGCAGAAGGGAAAGGAGACACCAAAGCACUGCAAACCGGCCUGGGUCCAGUCCAAACCUCCAGACCUUUUAACCACUGAGUCACCGCGCGGCAAUGAUUGAAUUUGAUUUUCAUUUAUGUAAGUGCAGCUCUGAGCGCCUUCUUAAACAUAAAUGCUAAUCUGACUAUUAAAAUCAGAUCUGAUUCUCAUGAGCAGCAUUUGGGCAGCGGACAGGGCCUCGUGCUGUUGUUGUUGCACUGACUACUUGACUGUGAAUCCAGUACAAGUCAAUUAUAUUUGCAAAGAUGAAAACAUCACCACAAAAUAUUUGGCAUUUUGGUUUGGAUUUGGAUGUGCUGUGUGUAACGUGGUCUCUUCUGUCUGUGAUUAUGUCUUUGUGUUUUUUCUGUAUGUGGCUAAAGCAGUUUGAAGCAAAGUGCCUUUUGAUCUACGGAAUAGUUCAGAACAUCACAUUAAACGCUGUCCAUCGUUUUCCCUCCAGGAGAAAGAUACUGAACAUUGUGUGGAGUACUGUGAAAGCGAGGCCUCCAUUUAAAUCAGCACCAGUCCAGUUUUCCAAGAUUCAUGGUGUGUUUAUUUUAUAAAAAUCAUGUGGCCUGCUGAACAUAAUUGUGUUUCCAAUUUGCCUUGCUUCACUUUGACAGUGAAGCCAUCCAAAAACAAUAGUUUUACUUUGGAGAGGAUGGAAAAUCACCGCACACUAUAAAGAUGCUGGUAAAUUGCUGAGAUAUUUGUAUACUGUGGUUUGCCUUCUUUCAAAUCUAGAAGUGCCCUGUGGACGUUUGGGGAAUUGAGAGAGUUCCUGUGUUAACAUUUGCAGCUUCCCGUACAGAUAUCAGUACUCGCUGGAAGCUGCUCUUCUACAGAGAAGCCUGAAGGAAAGCGUGGUGCCCAAGUUUCUAAUGAUUGCAGUGGAAAAAUCACGUUUGGCUAACUUUUCAAAUGCUGUAACUGGAGUAUGUAAACGCAACCCAGACCUCCACAAAUCUGUUUCACAACAUGUAAAAACCAUCGUUUUAACAUACAAUCAAGGCCCUGAGAGCCAGCACAGUCUUUGAAACUCUGCUCAGUCACUACUCAGAUUUACCAGCAUGCAUUUUCUCAGCUGUACGUAUUUGAAUACUUCAGACAACAUCUCUACUUUAUUUCACCACAAAAUUCACAUUUAAUUUAUUUCCAAUUAUCUCUGCACUUACAAUUCAGUCACUAUUUUUCCUGAGUCACUUUCUGUAAUUAGUAACUUUUCCGUUUUUCUGACCACUCAUUAAAAACACUAUGAAUGUAGAUAUUGUUCAGUACAUAUCCGUUUCCUUUUCUAAAAGUCCCAUCUGAUGCCACUUGAGGAAUGUACCUGUAAAUUCUUUCUGAUUGCAUAGUGACUUUUAAAAUAAUGCUCAUUUGUGUUAUUUUGUGCUCAAAUAAAGUGCCUCUUUUCAGACGGA